AUGAAGAUCACUCAAGAAGCUGCCAAUGCAUACCCAAGACUCCAAGAAAUGGUCGACUACUACAACAAGAAGGCAGAUGGACCCACUUUUUGGGAGCAUAGUGUUGAACAGUACCUGAGCAUCACUGCUGCCAAACCUGACGUCUUGUCUUGGGAAUUCACAGUGGAAGAACUUCAUUGCAAUCAAUUGGGCAAUCUCCAUGGUGGGUGUGUCGCUACAUUGAUUGAUAUCUGCAGUAGUUUUGCGGUGCUGGUUAGUACAGGCAAGCAAUGGAGCUUGAUUGGUGUGUCUACAGAUCUUUCAGUUGCUUAUUUGAGUGGCGUGUCUGAAGGUGAUGUGAUUCGUUUGGAAUGUGAAGUGCAAAGAGUUGGAAAGACGUUAGCCAAUAUCUUCACCAGAGUGUACGAUCAAAAUAAUCGUUUAUGCUAUUCGGGUUCUCAUACAAAGUAUAAUAUUGAUGCCAGAUUAUAA
Molecule: messenger RNA, 471 nt
Organism: Mucor velutinosus
Lineage: Eukaryota; Fungi; Mucoromycota; Mucoromycetes; Mucorales; Mucoraceae
Exons: 2
Coding region: 1-471 (156 amino acids)
Molecular function (GO): fatty acyl-CoA hydrolase activity
Source: RefSeq, a predicted model, not a curated record